Molecule: messenger RNA, 1701 nt
Organism: Kluyveromyces lactis
Lineage: Eukaryota; Fungi; Ascomycota; Saccharomycetes; Saccharomycetales; Saccharomycetaceae
Product: M20 family metallopeptidase
Exons: 1
Coding region: 1-1701 (566 amino acids)
Cellular component (GO): fungal-type vacuole lumen
Molecular function (GO): metallocarboxypeptidase activity
Source: RefSeq, a predicted model, not a curated record
AUGGGUAUUAAGGAGAAUCGUGACGUUCAUAUUUCUAAUUUAAGGCUAAAGGCCUUGGCUGUGGUGACAGUUUUGUUGUUUUUAUGUGGUUUGCAUUUAUCCAGAUGGUCAAGGACCUUGAAAGAUAAUCAGACUGCAAGUGAACCAUUGUGUCCAAACGCACCAAAUUUGAAACCGCCUUCAUACAUCAAUGAUAACUCGACCUUGGAAAUGAUCACACACGAUGUCGAAUAUCGUAGCGAUGCCGUUGAGAAACUAUUAGGAUCCGUUAGAAUUCCUACUGAAUCGUAUGAUUCUCAUCUAGAUCCUAUUGAAUUUCCUAAGGUAUAUGAAAACUUCACAGUGUUACAUGACUAUUUCCGUAAGACGUACCCUGCAGUGCAUAAGACUUUGAAACUUGAUGAAACUAAAUACAAAUACAAUUUGGUUUACGUUUGGGAGGGGAAAGAUGCUAGUUUAAAGCCUUUAGUUUUAGCAGGACAUCAAGAUGUCGUGCCUGUCAAUGCAGAAACCAUAGAUCAAUGGGGGUAUCCACCAUACAAUGGUACGUUUGAUGGCGAGAAUCUUUUCGGUAGAGGUGUUGCUGAUUGCAAAGCUUUGGUCAAUUCGGUUUUUGAAUCAGUGGAAUUAUUAAUUAAGGGCGGAUUCCAACCAAAGCGUACUGUGAUCUUGGCAUUUGGAUUUGACGAAGAAGUUGGUGGCGGAUAUGGUGCCCAGACCAUAAACGAGCACCUUAUGGACAAAUAUGGCACUGACGGGAUAUAUGCCAUUGUAGAUGAGGGUGGAAGUUCGGUAGAGAAAAUUGGUGACACCUAUUUCGCUUUACCGGCAGUUGGUGAAAAGGGUUCAUUAAGCAGCAUAAUUCAGUUGAACACAAAGGGAGGACAUUCUUCGGUGCCUCCUGAAAACACUGGUAUUGGUAUAAUGGCUGAUUUGAUCCAUAGUGUAGAGACGAAUCCAUUCAAACCGUCCCUCCAUUUGGAAAAUCCGUUCUUGAAACAUUUGUACUGUAUGGUAGAACACACUGACACUGACGAUAUCGGUCUCCCCAGAAAUGCAAUCCGUCAUUACGAGCACAGCAAGUAUGCAAGGGACCAUGUGGUAGAUUGGGUCAGUGGUAAUGACAAAUUCAAAUGGUUGAUAAAGACUACGCAGGCAGCUGAUAUUUUCCAUAGCGGAUUCAAAAUCAACGCCUUGCCAGAACUAUCUACACUAUACAUUAACCAUAGAAUCAACAUCGGAUCCAAUUGCCACGACACUGAACAAAAAAUCAUGGACCAAGUGGAGACUAUCGCCAAGAAAUACGGAGUUGGCUUAACCUAUAAGGGCGAAACUGUCAUCGAAGACGCCAAUGGCCUCGGAAGUUUUGAGUUUGACACAUCAGAAUGCCUUGAACCGGCACCUGUAUCGCCUACAUAUGGUAACGAAGCUUGGGGUACUUUUGCCGGUACCAUUAGACAUAUCCUCGAAGAUAUCACGUACCCAGGUGCCAAAGCCGUCGUUUCCCCAUCGAUCACUACGGGGAAUACAGAUACUGCCAAGUAUUGGAAUCUAACCAAGAAUAUCUACCGUUACAGGUUUUCAACUACUAACUCUGUCACGGAAGGCCAUGUGCACGGCGUGAAUGAGACUAUAUCUGCACAAUCAUACAUGAACAUGAUUGCAUUCGCAUACGAGUAUAUCCAAAACUCUUGUGAAUGA